AUGGAACGCACGGCGCAAGAGGAGCUCGCCAAAACCGAGAACACAAGCGCUUACCUGCGCUCACCGUGGGACGAGGCGACAAGCCGCGCGGGCUUCCAGCCCCCUCCUCCCGGGGCUCAGCGGCAGCUCCCGCAAAAUCUCGAAAUCCCCGCGGAUCUGCGCGGUCACGGAGGGAAGCAGCCCAGCUCUGAACAAGCCCAGGCAAGCCCAGGCAGAGCCCGCUUCUGGGUCCUCCUCCUGCGCGCACCACCCGGCCCCGGGGCAGGGGACACGGCCCUCCAGCUCGAGACCCUCCGAGUCGUCUCGCCCCAGACGGGUGGGGCGCCGGCCUCCCCGGCACCUGAGAAGGGAAGGGCCAGGUGGCCAAAGGAGCGGCGCUGGGGGCGGCGCCAGCCUGCGCGGGCUGCGGGGCGGGGGCGCUGCGGACGCCGGGGUCACGUCGAGGUGGGGGGUGCGGGGCGCCCCGGAGGCAGACGGCGCGCGCUCGGCCGGGGGGCCGGUCCGCCUACCGCGGGGCCCCGGGCGCGCGUCCCAGAGCCCACGUCCGGCUCCACGGCCAUCGCCACCCUUCCGGGGCCCCUCGCCCCUCCGCGGCGGGCCCGAAGCCCGGGCGGGCCGGGGGCGCUGGAAGAAAGCAGACAGAAAGCGCGGAGCGCUCGCCGCGAUGCCCAUCGGCGCGGCCUCUCCCUGGGAACAGGGAAGGCACCACGUCGCGUCCCGGGCGCGGGCGCAGGAGGUGUCCCGGGUCUGGAUCUGUCGUCGCCGACGCUGCCCGCCGGGAGAGCUCGGAGGUCCCACGCAGCCGCGGAUUUAAGGAGACGGGAAAGGGCUUCCAGGCCCGGGACCCGGCGCCCCGCCGCAAGCCACCGCCCGCCGGCCCGGCGCCCCGCCCCCGCUCACCGCGCCCCCAAGUUCCGGCCCUGCGGGCCGCUGGGGGGCCUGGGUCCGGCGCUGCCCGGGGAGCGGGAGGCGCUCGGUCGGAGCCGAGGGCGCGGGGCAGGGCGCAUGCCCCCUGCACCCGCCUUCCGGGGUCCGGGGGACGGAGUUGCGGGGAGGAGCCGGGCCGCCCGCAAGGUGCGCGCCUCCCAUUUCUCGCGGUUUCCACGGUGCCUCCCCCCGACGCCCUCGGGGUUGGUGGGGGCGCACGUGCAGAGGCGGCUCCAAAGACUCCCCUUCCUCUCUCUGCUGUGGGGAAGCGGAUCCCCGGGCACUACGCCGCUCCCGACCGUCUUAAAUCCCACCCAGUCCCACCGGGUCGGGACCUCGGAACCUUGAGCCAAGCAGCCCGGGGCUCCCUUGCAAGUGUUUCUGCCCUGGGGGUUGUUGCGGGACGGAGUGAGAAGCAAACCGUCCUGCACCUGUGACCUACCUAGUCGGCUCCUGUCUAUUCCAUGUGGACAAAACUGAAGGUCAGGGUCGUUUCGAGUUGGUGGUGCAUUGGCUCCCUGACGCGACAGCUGAAGCUGAUUCGUCUUGUACUGAGGAGAAAACGUCCCUUGUGGGGGCGACAGGCAAGCGGCUGCCGCCCAGGUGGGUAAUCACAUCUGGGCACACUGGGGAGCAAGUGGAGGCCAGGUGUGCGCUGCUUCCAUCUGAUGGAUGAGGAUCCUGAGGUUCAGAGAUUAGUCCGUGUGGAGCCCAAUGUCUCCCAGACUUUUCCAGGGAUUCUAGAACAGUCCUAGAAGAGGAAAGAGCCAGCCAGCAGGUGAGAAUGCCCAGGUGCAGGAGGCUGGCUGCAGGUCAGGCUGACCUUUCCCCAUGCCAGCAGCAGGAGAGGGGACAGUCCCCCCCCCCCCCUCCAUGGCCAUCACCAUGGGGCAGACAGGGUGAAGACAGCCUUCCCAGAUCCUCAAAGUCUCAGGAAGAUUCAAAUGUGGCAAGUGACUCUGGAGGUAGCACAUGGUGAUGGAAAGGAAAGUGGGUUCUGCUCCUGGUUUGCUAAUGACCUUGAGCAAUCAUAACAGCUCAUUUGCCUGGAGUACUCUCAGCGCGCCUGGCAUCGUCGUGAGCCCUUCCACAGGCAGUGCUGUUCAAUCUUCAGACUGUCCUGAGAUGGGUACCAGUACUGCCCCUAUUUCCAGGCUUCCUGGCCCACCACAAGCCUCCAGGCUCCUUUCCAACCUCCACUGCGGGGGGCCUCCCAGCUCUCCGUGGCUACAGCCCUUCCUCAGCCGGACUGAGUCUUAGCCUGUCCCCAGAAGCCAAUGAGUGUCAAAGGGACCCUUGGGUGCCUCCUCCCAAUUCAAGACCUCUCCAAGACGGCUUCAUGACUCCACUGUCAGAAAUAUGAACAGCACUCAACCUUGAAAGGCCCAUUUCUCUGGUUAAACAAACCAGCUGCCACCCUAUAGCAUAUAAGAUAACAUAUAUUACAUAAGGUAUAUGUACAUGUCUUAUUAUAUAAUAUACAUA
Molecule: messenger RNA, 2412 nt
Organism: Lutra lutra (Eurasian river otter)
Lineage: Eukaryota; Metazoa; Chordata; Mammalia; Carnivora; Mustelidae
Product: collagen alpha-1(I) chain-like
Exons: 3
Coding region: 1-1275 (424 amino acids)
Source: RefSeq, a predicted model, not a curated record